Messenger RNA from Betta splendens (Siamese fighting fish), 1208 nucleotides. It is a transcript of the gene c9h9orf85, whose product is annotated as chromosome 9 C9orf85 homolog. The transcript has 4 exons. The record is from RefSeq and is a predicted model, not a curated record. NCBI's taxonomy places the organism in Eukaryota, Metazoa, Chordata, Actinopteri, Anabantiformes, Osphronemidae. Bases 98 to 667 code for a protein of 189 amino acids.
UACACCUUGGUUUCUUCUUCCGGGUUAGUUCGCUGUUCGGCAUGCCUGUUUAUGUGUGUGCCCAUAUAACGUGUGUAGCUAGAAAUUGGAAAUCACGAUGAGUUCUCGGAAGGCCAAUGGCUCUCGGUCGAGAGGCCAGAAGUAUCAAAACACCGUCGCGUUUAAAAACGACAAGUACGGAGCGUCUGUACAAGUGAAGAAGGCGAAAUCAAAGAUCCAUGAUGGACUUUGUCAGCACUGUAAAAACGUUCUCGAGUGGAAAGUCAAGUACAACAAGUACAAGUCAUUAACACAGCCCCGAAAAUGUGUGAAAUGUUCUCAAAAGACAGUGAAGGAUGCGUAUCACGUGAUUUGUAAGCCCUGUUCUCUUCAGCUGGAGAUCUGCUGCAAGUGUGGGCAGAAAGAAGAAAUCGUUAUUCCGGUGAACUUAAAAUCAGACAAAACAGAAGAAAAUGAAGAUGGUGAACAGAAAAACCUGAGACGUGGGCGAAGUAAAAAGCAAACGGGGGACUUGGACACUGAUGACGAUUAUGAUGAUGAUGAUGAUGAUGAUGAUGAUGCUGAAAUAGAAGAUGAGGAUGACGAAGGCUCUGACUCAGGACCAAAGAAGACACAGGACAAUUCAGAUUCUCUCCCAGAUGUUUGCAGAGUUAAUUUAAAAGACUGAAGACUGUUAUGGACUAUUAGGUAAACGCAGUGCAAAAGGAGGGACCGCUCAUCCUUCACUUCUAAGCAUCCCUUAGAAUUGCAGCAAAUCCUGCUCUAUGUCUGGAUGUAUUGAUUAUAAUGGUGCUGUCACAGAUGUUUAGCUGCACUGACACCCAGUCACUGAUGCUGAAAUGGGUUGUCCCUCGCCUUUUUAGCCCACAUUAUGGUGGUUUAAAAAUUAUACUUCUCAGACCAUGGGACAGUUUUUCAUUCAGUCUAUGACAGUCUGGGGCGGAUUCAUUUUCUAGAUCUUGUUCAUGCUCUAUAUGCAAUAUUUUUGCAUAGUCUUUUAUUGCAUUUGUAGAUGCAAGAGCCAACCAUGUUCGCAAAUAGCAUUCUGUCAGACUUUAAGGAGCCGAUGCCUUGAUUUUCACAACAGAAUCGUGUCUGUUUUUGAUACGGUGUUGCCUGGAGACCUGAAGAUCACCAUGCUAAACGAAGAUGAUUAAAUGCCUACGUUUAUGCUGCUUUACAUCAAUAAAUAUAAUUUUUACGUUGAA